Messenger RNA from Periophthalmus magnuspinnatus, 2241 nucleotides. It is a transcript of the gene cyria, whose product is annotated as family with sequence similarity 49 member A. Gene Ontology annotation, molecular function: small GTPase binding. Gene Ontology annotation, biological process: regulation of actin filament polymerization. The transcript has 12 exons. The coding region runs from base 206 to 1177 and encodes 323 amino acids. NCBI's taxonomy places the organism in Eukaryota, Metazoa, Chordata, Actinopteri, Gobiiformes, Gobiidae. The record is from RefSeq and is a predicted model, not a curated record.
UUUGGACUGCUGCUCGCGCUUGGGAGGGGUGUUGUUGUGUGUCUGCCACAUUCAGCGGCCAAGGUCGACACAAACUACCACUUCCACUGAGAAUCCGGCUUUUAUUUCCUGAAAAACUAACCCUAGAAGACACAUACCGAGAACGAGACCAAGCGAAUGAUAUAGACAGCAGCUGGAGUUGGUCCUCCACAUAAGGUUUGCUGGAAUGGGUAACCUGCUAAAAGUCCUAACAAGAGAAAUAGAGAACUAUCCCCACUUUUUCCUGGACUUCGAAAAUGCCCAGCCGACAGAAGCAGAGCUUGAGGUGUGGGACCAGGUAGACUCAGUGCUGCAGGAGUCUGAGAGCAUCCUGUCAGGGCUGCAGUCGUACAAAGGGGCCGGACAGGAGAUCAGAGAUGCCAUUCAAAACCCCAGUGACCUCAUGCACCAGGAGCGAGCCUGGAACUCUGUGUGUCCACUUGUCAUCAAACUCAAGACAUUCUACUGUUUUUCUGUACGACUAGAGAAGGCGCUGUACAGCCUACUGACCUGCCUCACCUGUCCGCCCUACACACCCACACAGCAUCUGGAGAAGGAGCAGGCUCUGGCCAAACAGUUCGCAGAAAUCCUUCACUUCACGCUCAGAUUUGAUGAACUCAAGAUGAGAAUUCCUGCCAUUCAGAACGACUUCAGUUACUACAGAAGAACCAUCAGUCGAAACAGGAUAAACAACAUGAACCUGGACAUUGAAAGUGAAGUGAACAAUGAGAUGGCCAAUCGGAUGUCUCUGUUCUACGCUGAGGCCACGCCUAUGCUCAAAACACUCAGCAACGCCACCACCAACUUUGUCACAGAGAACAAAACGCUUCCUCUGGAGAACACAACAGACUGCCUCAGCACAAUGGCCAGUGUCUGUAAGGUCAUGUUGGAGACACCUGAAUACUCGUCCCGGUUCAGCAGUGAGGACACACUCCUGUUCUGUAUGAGGGUCAUGGUGGGGGUCAUAAUUCUCUAUGAUCACGUCCAUCCCAACGGAGCAUUCAACAAGCUCUCAAAGAUUGACAUGAAAGGCUGUAUAAAAGUCCUGAAGGAGCAGCCCAUAGACAACGUAGAAGGCCUUCUCAAUGCCCUCAAGUUCACCACAAAGCACCUGAACGACGAGUCCACUCCCAAAAACAUCCGGGCCAUGCUCCAGUAGUGUUGGCCUUUUCUGCUUUUUUACUGUCUGUAAAUGGAUUUGAAGAGGAUUCGUGAGACCUCAGUAUGAUGUAUAUGUUUACAUUAUUUAAAGAUGUUAAUAUGUGUGGAUCAGUCAUUCCCUCCAACUUCUUCACUCUCUUUGGACUUUUUGAAAAAACAAACCUGAAGGGCCUCUUACGGUUGAACUGUUGAAGCACAAAUGAUGGACACCAGUCAGCCUUAUGCUACCAGUGUAUAAAACCCCCUGUAGUCACUGGGCAUAUUAUUAGGUACACCUCUUAUAAUCUAUUUACUGAUAUCAAAUUAAUGUGGCACUUACAAUUGAGUAGCCCUUUUUGGCAAAUAGAUCUGAUUUAGUCUGAUUAUGUUUAAGGACUGUUUAGCCCUGAAUUUAGGCCUAAUUAAAAUGCAAUAUGUAACUUUUCUUGUGGAGAUUUUAGCACUCGCUUGUCUCCAUGGAAUGACAUUGAAUUUGUUUAUUUCUGCAUUUAUUCAAAAGCUGUUUUUACAACAUGAAAAACAUGAUUUUUUUUUACUGUGAGCAGGCUCGCAUCUCCACAGAUCUGAUCUGUAACUUGCUAAACCUUCCAUACAAAACUUGUGGGCAUGCAUGUUUUUUGCUUUGCUGGUAUUUGCAUUUACAAUUAUUGGACCAGGUGUACCCAAUAAUAUAUCUAACUUGAAUCAUUAAUGAAAUACUUCUGCCUUAGAUCUCCUCAGUGUGAUUUUAUACAGUAUUCUCAUUUGAUGCAUAAAAAUAUGUGCUAAAAUAUAUAUUGGUUGCAGUAAAGGGCUAUAAUGUUUAAAACACAUUAUGGAUUUAUGGUUAUGACUUUUUAUUGUUCAGCAAUCAACCCCCAUCCACUGUGAACACAGAGCUUUGAAUGAAGAGGUGAAUGAUGAGUUUAUAUUUCUCUAUACAGUUUUAUUUAAUCGUACAUUGCUCUGAUUGGUUGGUUGUGUUAUGUUUUAAGUAGCUUUCUAAACCUGUCCAUUUUUGUAUCAAAUGUUCUCUAAAAAACAACCAAAAAUAUUCCAAAUAAAUUACUUUUUAACAGUGAA